AUGAUUAAGAAAUCAUUUAUUCAUGCUAGUUCAUUGUUACAUUUCUCAAAUAAAAAUGAUAUUAAGAAAUUGAAAUCUACAAUUAAAUUUUUGACAAAGGGAGAUAAUUCAUCUAAUACAUUAAGUAAAAUGAUUCAAAAUGGUGUAACCAGUUCAGUUAAUACUGAUAAUGAAAGCGGUUCUCAUAAUACAAGGAAUUUUUUCAGUGAUAAUAAAUCAUCCUCAUUGAAGGUAAAGCCAACCCCUCAAGAACAAGAAUAUAUUGAUACAAUUUUGAAAAUACUUAAUUCAACAUUGCCAUCCAAAGAAACUCAUAUACAAAGAGUAGAUACACACUAUCAAAUAUUCUUUAGUCAAUUAAAGAACGUCCUAAAUCAGUUCGACAAUUACAAUGGUAAAGCAAGAGGUAAAUAUAAAAACAGUAACGCAAACCCUCAUCUUCCUAUGUCUUUCCAAGAGAAUGUAGAUUACAAAAUCAUGAAUUCUAAUGAUUUAUUCAAUAGACUAAUAUUGUUACGAUUGAUUGGUAGGUUAACUUUAAGAGAAAUAUCACAAAUUAUAUUAUCUAAAAAUUUUACUCUUUACACAAAAACUUUUCAGAAUUUAUCUAUCUUUUCCAAGAUAGAUCAACUAAAUAUAGCCGUUCUAUUAUAUUAUAAGUUACAAUAUUCUAAGCAUCUAAGUACAUCUGAUUUGAAUAGUGAUAAAAAUACAUUGAAUCACAAAAUAUGGGACCAAUAUAGUCCACUCUGGAUCAAAGAUUUUGGCAAUCUGCACCAUUCCAUAAAACGAGUAUUUUGGAGAUGUGUAUAUAUGACAGAUCCAUCAUUAAUUAACAUCAUUGUCCAAUUGAACUUGAAACAAUGGGAUAUGAAUAAUUUAGUUGUAUUAUAUCAAUCCUUAUUUCAACAUGUAUAUAAAUUGAAUCUUCCCAGUAUUAUACCAAAUGAUUUCUCGAUAAAUAACAAUUUCAAAAAUCAAGAAUUAUUUAUAAAAGUGAUAAAUUUAUUGUCACCAUACAAAUCACUUUAUCAUGGAACAAUGAUUGAAAUAGUUAAACUAAGUAUACAGAUUCAUUUAAAUGAGUUACCACAAGAAAGUGACCAUGAAAAAGUUGGAAAUCAAUUAAUGUUUAUGACAUCCUUGAGUCUCAUUUUAAGAAAAUUUUAUGACAAACUUGACAGCAGCCAAAAUGUCAGCAGCAUUGAACGACUAAAACAAGAAUUAGAGACUAUAUUCAAUAUGAUAGACGAACAAGAAAACGAUCUUAAAAAAAAAAUAUCUUUAAAGUUCAUAUAA
Molecule: messenger RNA, 1299 nt
Organism: Arxiozyma heterogenica
Lineage: Eukaryota; Fungi; Ascomycota; Saccharomycetes; Saccharomycetales; Saccharomycetaceae
Gene: SMT1
Product: Smt1p
Exons: 1
Coding region: 1-1299 (432 amino acids)
Source: RefSeq, a predicted model, not a curated record